AUGCAUGGAGUCAAGAAAUCGCCGGCUAGCGAGGCACAGCUGGCAGCGCUGAAAAAGGAGAGGGCCGAGAAAUUACAAAAAUUCGUAUAUGGGAAGACUCUUGUCUUCAAGAAAAGAGAAAAUUGUAAGUUUUUAUUGUUAUUUUAUUUUCAUUAUAGGUGAAUACGACGAAGAGUUGCUGGAGAUAACCGGGGAGAUUGUGAAGAAACAACCCAAUCUUUAUACCGUGUGGAACAUUCGACGAGAAAUGAUCGAACUCAUAACUAAGGUUUAUUUAUUUUUUAUUGUAUUGUAUUUCUCAAUUUUAGAGGAAAGAAGUGGAAACAGUUGAAGAAUAUCGGGAGCGACUUAAAGGGAUAUACGAGAAUGAGUUGAAGGUCUCUCUAGAAGCUUUGCUCAGUGAUCCAAAGAGCUAUUCAGCGUGGUAUCACCGAGAUUACGUGCUGACUGUGCAUCCCAAACCUGAUUUUAAAGCUGAAUUGGAACUGUGUGAAAAGGCCUUGUCUGUGGAUUGUAGAAACUUUCAUUGUUGGGAUCAUCGAAGAUAUACAGCUAAAUUGGCCAAGCUGGACGAAAAGGAGGAACUCGAGUUCUCUGAUCGGUUAGUCACCAAGAACCCCUCCAAUUACUCGGCUUGGCAUUAUCGAGGCACUUUAUUACCAAAGAUCGCCCCGAAUCCGAAUGGCAAUCCUGUUUGUAUUGACAAUAAUAGACUGGAAGAGGAGUUCAAUGUAAGCCAAAGGUUUCAGCGGAUAUUGGUUUAAUGUUUAGAGAAUCAAAGGCCCUACUUGUUACAAUACGGAAGAUCAGACCGGCUGGACUUAUUGCAGAUGGCUUUCCGAAGUCUCUUGUGUUGGUCCCGUUGAGUCUCCAAUUUUGAUUUCUAUUGCCUUCCCAACGCCAUCUGAAGCUUUACUUGUCUUUAACAAAGCUGUUGAAAAAGAGUUGGUGCAAAAGACGAUUAACGGGAAUUUAUACACUCCUAUAUCCGUAAUCAAUCUUCCAAAAACGCAAAAUUAUCAGAGAACAAGGAUAUGGAAGGUUGAAUCUGAAGAUGACUUCGCUUUUCCACUUCAAGUUAUUGUUGAGACUGAACGUAAUUUGGUUCAAAAAGUGACAAAAGAAGGCUACUCGAACAAAAACUUCCUGGUUGAUGUAUGUUUCCGAACUUGAUGACUAAAUCGUUAUAUUUAGUUCUAUUCUAUGAAGAAACUGGAUUUAAAUCCGACUUCAGUGGCAAUUCUAAAUGAACUUAUAAAUAUUUGUAAAGAACUGAUGAAAGACGAUGAUAAAAAUCCAGUAAGUAGUAAUGUUAGCACUGGGCUUUUCUUUCAUUUUUACAUAAAUUCUAUUUAAGUGGGAGCCCUUGACCUUGGCGCGAACUUUACUUCUUCUCAGUGGCCCAACUCAAGAAAAUGUGGUUGAGGUGGAGAGUAUGCUCAAAAGAACUGCGGAGCUUGAUCCUCAACGUCGAAAUGUGUACAAACACCUGAUCGAUAAUGUCCGAUUAGGAGCCAAAAUCUGUAAUCCCUCAGAAACAUUGGACAAAUUGGCGGGAAGAGAAGAAGACCAUCUUGAUCUAAACGAUCUAGAAAUUAACAGGUUUGUUUUUUUUUGUUUUGGUUUAUUUUUAGUGUUGAACUUCUACAAUUGUUAUCUGCGAACAUCCGCUCUCUCAAUUUACAACGGAACCGGAUCGAGAACACCAAGCAAUUUAACAGUUUCCAGCUUCUGACAGACCUGACUUUGGAUGAUAAUCCCGUGAAAAGGUAGCUCUAGUAUACAUAAUGCUAUAUAAGGCGCGUGCGUUCUACGUCUUUUCGAACCCGCUCGCAGGAAUCCUGAUUUCUUGUCCUCUAGACAAGGGCGCUACGAUGUCGGGCCAGUUACAGUUUGGGUCAACGAAACUAUGGAUCGUAUCGGUUGUAUGAAUGAAGGAGGCUAGGAGAAGGUUUAGUUAGUCGAAAUAAUAAGAUUGAUCGCGUCCUUGGCAGCUUAUCACCUAUUUUAUGGCAUUUUACAUGUACUCACAUCAAGCUGAAAAGAUGUAUAACGCACGCGCCUUAUAUGUUGUCAUGUUUUCAGUAUUAAUAGCACGUUACAUCUGCCCCAUCUCGAGUUCCUUUCUCUUGCCAGAUGUCCAAUAGAGUCAGCAGAUUCCUUGAAAUCAUUGCCUACGGUAACCCCCAACCUGAAACGUCUCUUAAUCUGUGAAACGCCCCUGGCCAAGAACGAAGAACAGUUGAAUACCCUUCGACAGCACUUCGAACAACACAAUUUCCAUAUCAAAAUCUUUGUGCAUUAUUUGUAAUCGGUGAUAAACCUGUGAUGAGUUGUUGAUUUACGUUGCGUUCUGAUGAUGACUAACUUGGGGUAUAAGUCCAAAGUUUCGACAUUUUCUGUACUUUGGACCAAAACAAGCGAAAGUUUCGCUCUCAGUGUUUCAGGUGUCCGACACGUACUUGCAUGCAGCAUAGUAUCCAUAUUUACUCCGCGGAGCUCCGGUCAUUUGGGAAUCAACCUUGAAUGUGGGUCAAGUGUCGCCCCGCUGGAGGCAAUGUCUUCCAAUUAAUUUCAUUCAGCGUUUUGUGCACCUGCGCGACGGUUGGUCUGCUGCAGCGCUGAAGCUGUGCAUCGAUCCCCAGCGAAUUAGCUCUUUUUUGGAAUUCUUGAUUUUCUCGGGAAACGGCCUCAUGGCAUCGUUUAAUAUCACGCGUUGCGUGUCGAUUUUUUUUGAAAUCUAAGGUUACAAUUUCCGGGGAGGAGUCGGUUUUAUUCUGUUUCUGCUUAUCUGAUUUAUUUUAUAAAUAUGUGCCUGUUCUUCUAUUUUUUUAGUUGUCGCGAUGUCAGAAGAGGGAAAACAUCAAGAACAGAGGGGCCCUUCUAGGAGUUACAGCAAAAACAAGCUUGAUGCCAAACUCUCUGUAGAAAGAAAUGCCGUUAUUGCUCUACUGAAACAGGUAAGGUGUUUUUGAAUUGCUAUCUUUAUCUUUAGAAGGUGAUUAGGAGGAUAUUUGGGAGCAUUGUUGAUGGAACCCAUGGUUUUUUUUAGAUGGCUAUCGACAACCAAGCAUGGUUUGGAGCCCAUGGAACCAAUUAUUAUCACAAAAGGAUUGUCGAAUGCUGUGAGGAGUUGGUCCCCAACAUAGACAUGAUCAACGACUCCGUUAAGAUUCUUCAGGAUGCCUCUUUGAAGUGUGAUUAUGACGAAAAGACGCCUGGAAAUGGUUUUAGGUAUGAGUCUUAUUCUUGUGUUUCUGAUUUUUUAGAUCCCUUGUAUGUAUUUGCGAUACUGUCACACUCCAACUUGUGGCCAUAAUGAAGAAUUGUGUGGAUAAUCGGAAUAGUUUGAUGUUCAGGUCGAAAUGGAUCUGCAAAGAAAUGGAGAGCUUUUCUGCCAUCUUCAGAUUCUUAAUUCUCGCAUUCCAACAUGUAAGGUAAUCGAACUUAUUUUUUAGGUACUAAAUUUGUUUUUGUAGGUUGUGUUCUUGCUCGAGGACCUUCCAUCAGGUUCUCUGUUCCCCCCUUUGGAUUCAGAUUAUUCUAAAUACAGCGGAGUUUUGAAGGGGAUCGAAAGUCUUGAUGCCUCUUGUUUCUACGGAAGAUCCUUUGGUUUUCAGGUAUGUUUUAGACUUUGCGUGUUUAACGUUGCAAGGCUCCUUCACGUUUUUUAUAUUUUUAGUUCAGUCCCUCCGUCACUCGAAUCUUCCGUUUAAUUGGCAUUGUUCUGGCCACGUACAGUUUGUCCUGGGAGAAUGGAAGUGCCGCCUUUAAUUCGUUGAUGGCUUCUUCACGCUACUUAUUGAAUCCGGAGCAACGCGCCGCCAGAAUAAUCAAGGUAACCAGGGAAGCAGACAUUGAGUUCUGUAGAGGAUUCUGGAAUCUGUCCGAGAUCCCGGUACCGAAGUUCUUCUGUCCAUCAAUGGCCGUGUAUGA
This is a messenger RNA of Bursaphelenchus xylophilus (pine wood nematode), 3936 nucleotides long. The record is from the annotation of a GenBank genome assembly. Lineage: Eukaryota; Metazoa; Nematoda; Chromadorea; Rhabditida; Aphelenchoididae.